AUUCUUUGUAGAUAAUUCAAUCCAGGCGUAACUCUAUUACGCCGUGAGCUUUACGAGGAAAGCAAAAGGUGCUUGCGGACAGAAUGCUUCAUACCGUGUUUCGUAAGCUUAAUUGACUGCCGUUAAUUAUUUGGAACCCUUUAUAGUGGUAGAUAUGCUUAGGCCAGCUGUUGUUGCUCCUUUGUCCGCCGCCCCACGAGCAAGCAGCACAAGGAUUCCGCCGUCGAUUAACUUAUCGCUUCGAGGCGUGACACCUACUAACUAUAUACGAGCGUCUGCGACCACUUCCGGCCAUAUUCGCUGCUCAGCGGAUCAUUCUGGUGCUCUUCAAUUGCAAACGUCGGCCUGCUGUCCCGGCAGCCGCGUCCCUUUGGUAGGUGUUGCCCGUAAUCCACUGCCACUCGCAAGUCCCAUCGGCGCUGCUGGCGUGGCCCUGCGCUUCCUCGACCCCGUAAACAACCGUACCUUCCUCCGCAAACACCAGUCAAAGUUGCGGGCCUGUGCAACCGUCUCAACCUUGCAGGAGUCAACAGCAACUGACGCAAACCUACCAACCAUAUCGGCACCAGAGCCAACCAUGAGCGCGACAACCGCAACUGCAUUUACCGAUGCAUCAGCACCACUGGCAGCAUCAGAUGCAGCAGCGUCAACCGCCACAACAGCUGCCGACCGGGCAGCCGCCAAGGCCGCCGCUAAAGCCGCAGCAGCGGCAGCUUACGCUGCCUCGGGAGCUGCCAAUGACGGGCUGCGGACCAAGCGACCCGCGGGUCAUGUGAAACGCUGUGUGGCAAUGCAUGUGGGCUAUGUGGGUACGGCAUUCAACGGCCUCCAGAUCAACCGAAUCUCGGCACCCGGCGGCCCCGCCAACAGCCCUGCAACCACCACCACAACCGCUGCAACCGCCGCCAGCAGCAGCACCGGCAGCAGCAGCCUCCCGGAAACCGUGGAGGGACUGCUGGAGCGCGCGGUGUACGACGCGGGGCUGAUCGCGGAAUCCAAUUUCGGGGAUUUGAAAAAGGUCAAGUGGACGAGGAGCAGUCGUACGGACAAGGGGGUGCACUCGGUGUCCACAGUGGUGGGGCUGCGGGUGCUGCUGGCGGGGGAUGAGAGGUUUGACACGGACCCCGAGGGCCUCACCCUUGCAGCUGCCCUCAACCGCAGACUGCCCCGGGAGGUCCGCGUGUUCAGCGUGCAACGAGUGAACAAAAAGUUCAAUGCGCGGAGGUUCUGUUUCGACCGCACCUACGAGUACUUCCUGCCCGCCCACCUGCUGCUGCCCGACACCACAACCACCUCAUCAACCACCUCAACCGCCACAACCACCAACGACGCCACUGCAGCGCUGGGAACCCCGGAGCCUCAGUCGCUGCAAUCACACGUGAAUUUGGCAGCGGGCGGCGCGCAGCUGGAGGGGCAGCUGCGGCAGGAGCAGGGGCAGGAGCCCGAGCAGCAGCCACCGCAGUCGGACCAGAAGCAGCAGCAACUAGCCGCGGCGCUGGGUCGGCUGCGGGCGGCGCUGAGCUGCUUCCAAGGCACGCACCCCUUCCACAACUACACGGCACGCAGGAGGGAGUACGUGCAGUCGGCCCGGGAGCGAGAGGCGCGUAAGGCGGCUCGUGCGGCAGCGGCGGCGCAAUCCGCAACACAGGCUGCUGCUGCUGCUGCUUGCGGCACCGCUACGGAUGCUGCUGAUGCUGAUGCCGAUGCUGUGAUCUCGGAGGCUGCUACCGCAACCGACGCAACGGCUGAUGCUGCAGCCACCGCUGCUGCUGGUGUUGUCCUCCCCUCGGUCGGAGCUGCCGCUGGGGCCAGGAAGCUUCGUAAGGAGGAGGAGGAGCCCCUGGAGGAGGAGGAGGAUGAGGAAGGGGAGGAGGGCGAGGAGGCGGAGGAGGAGGAGUACGAUACAUGCAGCAACAGCGACUCCUCCACUUCCGGUCGCCCUCCCUCGACUUGGAUCCAAACCUGCCACUGGUUGCACGACAACAACAACAACAAGGCUGACUCACGUGACCGCGUGACAGUGCGGCAUUUCCGUACCAUUUCAAGUUUCACGGCGGACGACCCAGAACCCCUGGUGCCAGGCGGGCCCCCCUGUGUCCGCAUUCGCGUGCGCGGCCAGAGCUUCAUGCUGCACCAGAUACGCCACAUGAUCGGGGGCGGGCUUGCGGCGGCUCGCGGCAUGGUCCCGCUGCAGCUGCUGCGCGCCUCCCUGGCGGCGCCCGCGCGGGUGACGGUGCCCCGGGCGCCGCCGCACACGCUCAUCCUGGCGGACUGCAGCUUCCCGCCGUUUAGGAAGGCGGGUGCUGACGAGGCUCGAGUGGCUCGCUGGUCGGGGGAGCGACUUGGGCUGCGACAAGGGGGCAGCGACAACCUGCGCGCCUUCAGGCAGGAGUGCCUGGACCCCGCCCUCAACGACCUGGUUCACCACCCCGAUUGGUCGCGGUUCGAGACCAGCCUGCGGAGGUUCCGCUGGCAGCCGCAGGCGCAGCAAGAGGUGAUCGCUGCGCAUGCGGAUUGGGAGGCUGCGCGGCAGGAGCGGGCACGGCUGCGGCAACUGGAAAAGGAGAGGGAGGCGGAGGAGGCGAAGAAGCAGGCGGCUGCUGCAGCGGAGGCGGCGGACGCUGUGGUUGAGGAGACGAUAGCGGUAGCGGCGGAGGCUGUGGCAGCAUUGACAAUGGCGGCGGCGGGUGAAGGGGGGAAGUGAGAAGUGCUAUGUUGAUGCACCUUGCCUGGCAACCAAGAAGGAGGAAGAGAAGGCAAGGCAAAACAGCAAGCUUCUGCUACGGCAGCUGGAGAUUCGGCAGCGGUAGCUGCAGUGGCAAACGCUGCGGGAACUACGGAGAAGAAGCAGAAGGGCUCCACAGCGCGUUUUAUAUAAGCGGUAACUGCGAUAGGGACAAUGAGCAGCCGGCAAUUGCAGGAUGGACGAGAGCAGCUGCAGCAAUGGCGGUUCUGCAAAUGUGGUAGCUCCUGGAAGCAACCUCCAGCUGACUGUGGGGAAAAAUGUAAAUGGCGGGAGGGGUUGCUGGUGUUGCGACUACUCCUUUGCGCUGGUCUUCCACUUCACAGCGUUUUUGGGGGGGGGGGGUUGCAUUGCAUUGCGACGAAGUGUGAGAUUGUUGGGCGGUGACGGGGGUUGGAGUGGGGAAGUGAGGCAGCUUCAGAGGGUAUUUUUUGCUGUGUGGUAGUUGAUUGGGCGAGUUGAAUGGCUGAAACGUCAGCUUUACCCGUCAGCUUCGUCAUCAUGAAGACAGCAGGGAGGGUUCCCUUGGUUAGGAAACUGAGCAGGGCUUGCAUUUGUAUACUUUCUAACGGCUUGAGUCGCUCUUCAGCAAAAGUUGCCAAGGAAGGAGCUGAAGUUUUUGCAGCAGCAGAGUAGUAGGCUAUGAAUGGGACCAGACGGUGCUACAAGGGAGG
Molecule: messenger RNA, 3417 nt
Organism: Astrephomene gubernaculifera
Lineage: Eukaryota; Viridiplantae; Chlorophyta; Chlorophyceae; Chlamydomonadales; Astrephomenaceae
Source: the annotation of a GenBank genome assembly